UUGAAUACACCCUAUGACGACAACCCAGUCAGGUGGCUAUUCGGCUUGCGCACCAUGAAUUAAAAUAGUGAAACAUAUCUAGGCGUCCUAUAACGCUAUUAAAUGUAUGCGCAGUCAGACCAGGAACGCUGGCGAUUCACACAAAAGAUUAUCGACAAUGCGCAAAAAUUGCGCAGUUUAGCAGCCUCGAAUACGACGCGUUGAUGUUUUCCGAACACGGAAGUUGAUACAUGCUAAGGUUUUUCGAUUUGUCUGAUUUUGUUUUGGUUAAUGAACGUUAUGUUAUAGUAUUUACAGUGAAAAUGUGUGACAGAUUUCGUAAUAUAUUGUGGAAGUUUUCUAGUUUUGUGCCAGCUUUUGAGUUUACAAGCGGGGUCGGGUUUGUAGUCACGCUAUCUUGUGUCUUGAGCAUCGUCGCGAAUCAUUUCAACAUUUCUGCACAUGCAUUAAGUUUGGAAUCCAGCGUUGUUCUCAAUGGCCAUGGUAAAAUUUUAUUUCACAUGUAAUGAAUGCAUUGUGCAAAGUUCACAAACUUCUCACCUACUGCUUUUACCAUAAGGAUGUGGGACACCUCUUUCUCAGUGCGACUCUGCUUGUGGCGUUCUGCAGUGGACUAGAGAGAGGAGUUGGUACAGUGCGAUUCCUACACCUUUUGCUUUUUCUAGUCACUUCUGUUGGCCUAAUACAUGUUCUUCUGGAGGUGUUGUUAUUUUCUCCAUAUACGAGGAGCACAGUUUCAGGUCUAAUCCCAGUAUCUCUGUCUAUGUUGGGCACGGUGACUAUGAGUUCCCGUGUGAGAAAGGCGUUUCUGCUGGGCUUUACUGUGCCCAGUGCAGUCCUUCCUUGGCUUCUGUUGCUCAUUGUUCAUCUCUUUAUCCCAAAUACUGUAUUAUUAUGCAAUGCUCUGGCCGCAAUCACUGGACAGAUGUAUGGCAUGAAAUGGUUUUCAAUGUUGCAGAUGUCUGAGUCCAAAGCUUGUAUGUUUGAGAAGAUGAUGCCAUUCAGAUUGCUGAAAAAAGUAACAUGUGUGCAUUUUGUCCCGGCAUCUGCAGGGGAGCGUAAAAAAAUCCUGCAUACUAUAUGCAGCCCAUCACCUGGCUCAUACCCUGUUCAGGCUUAUGCUCCAGCAUCUAUGCUUGCUUCUCAGGCAGCAGGAAAUGCUCUAAACAGUGUAGAUGGUUGGUCACAUUCCACCAUUAUCCAACAGAACUUUACAGUACCUUCACUAAACCCUGGCUAUAAUACUGGGCCCAGAUCCAGCCAUGGACACACACAAGGACAUGUCUGUGGCAAUAGCCAUGGACACAGUCAUCAAAAUCAGGCAAGCAAUUUUUGGAUGCCAAAAGCUCAUUAUGCCCAUUCUCAAUUCAGCCCUCCAGAACAUAUGUCUCUAUAGUCUUUUGGUACCUCAUCACACACAACAGCUCAAGCAGAUUCUGUAACAUCUGUCCCUGUGCUGUCUAGUAAGCAGUAUCUACAUGAGGGGAGUAGUACACCCAAAAUCUAAAAUAAAUAGAAUAGUGAUGCUCACCCAUGACAACGGUUGGAGAGCCUUACACAGGUGCAUUGAAGUUAGGUAUAACAAGCCAGCCAAGUAUCAGUGUAACUUUUGAAUGUGUUAUGCUGUACCUUUAGGCUAAUACACUGUGCAUUUAGUAAUUUUACAGUAAAAUAAAUAAAAACAUUUUAAUAAAUCA
Silurus meridionalis is the source of this 1697-nucleotide messenger RNA. RefSeq names its product rhomboid domain containing 2 (gene rhbdd2). Gene Ontology annotation, cellular component: membrane. Gene Ontology annotation, molecular function: serine-type endopeptidase activity. The record is from RefSeq and is a predicted model, not a curated record. Lineage: Eukaryota; Metazoa; Chordata; Actinopteri; Siluriformes; Siluridae. The coding region runs from base 506 to 1396 and encodes 296 amino acids. The transcript has 4 exons.